AUGGUGAAAAUAUCAAUCAAGAUGAAUAUUUGUACCAGAAAAAAUGUUCUUAGGUGUUUAAUCAAAAGUCCUUGUGAAUCAUUAAGGUGCUCAUUUCGUCAACAUUGUAUCAUCGACACUACUGGGACACCUCUUUGUACCUGUAGAGUUUGUUCAGCCCAUGAUAUGAAUCAAGAAAUUAUCUGUGGUUCUGAUAAUAAAACCUAUUUCUCUGAAUGUGAUAUUGAACGUUCAUCGUGCCUUAACAAUUUAGAUAUUUCAAUUAAACACCGAGGUCAUUGUGUAAGUCCAAUCGAUAGAUCAUCAAUUGACCCUUGUGCCAAUGUCGUCUGUAAUUAUGGAUCGGUUUGUAUACCGCCAACUUUUGAAGGUGAAAAUAAUCCUAAAGGGUCACCUUUAACUUUAUGGAAAAGGUAUAAAGAUGAUUCAACCGGUUCUCCUGUUAAACCAACCAACUCAGAUGAUUCCAAUCAACACCAUGAAAGUACCAAUGUCAAUCUAUGCCAAUGCCCUUACUGUGAAGACUCAGGGUCAAGUGUUUGUGGGUCAGAUGGAAUCACUUAUACAAGUCAAUGUUCACUGACCACUGCCUCGUGUACAGAGAAACGUUACAUUACCACAAGAUAUGAAGGACCAUGUCAUACCUGUUCAAAUUUAACCUGUUCCCAUUAUGCUGUUUGUGAGAUUGACCCGGAAACCAGUAAACCUCAAUGUGUUUGUCCAAAAGUUUGUAUUCGUGACGAUAAUCCCGUUUGUGGGUCAAAUGGCCGUAACUAUGAGAGUGAAUGUGAAUUACAGAUGGCCUCAUGUCUCCAGAAAAUUAACUUGACCAUUGUCCAUCAUGGUUCUUGUAUUUCCAGUUUAUGCAAAUCAGUUGAUUGCAAAACCGUUGAUGAACCUGGUAAAUGCCUUGAAGGUCAAUCUUGUGAUUGCAAUCAAUUUAAUUGUCAAAUUGAACCAAUUGAACCAGUUUGUGGAGAUGAUGGUAUUACCUAUGCUAAUCAAUGUGAAUUAAGACAAUCAUCUUGUCGCAAGCAAUUUAAAUUAUCACAAUUAUAUUUUGGUACAUGUGAUCAAAUGAUGAUUAGUUUAAUCACAACUUCCACCAUUACCAUUGAUCCGAUAACUUCACCAUCUUCAUCAAUUGUCAAUCAAAACUCAAAUGAUAUCAAUGAUUUACUUAAUUCUGCCAAUCGUGCCAAAAAUAAUCACGAUAAUCAUGAUCAGGUUGUGAAUUCAAAAGGUGCUGAUUCAAUUGGAACCAAUGAUUUAGAUAAUAUUGACUCGCAAUUAGAAUCAUAUCAAACUUCAACCUCGAACCAGCAUCAUCAUCAUCAACAUCAUCACCAUCAUAAUCGUCAUCAUCACUCCCACAAACAACCACAAUCAACGAAUGACCAUCAUCCCAACCAAAUAACAAGCGAUCCUAAAGUGACCUUAAUAACAACAUGUGAUAACCUUUUAUGCCUUUUCGGUGCUUCAUGUCAAUAUAAUUCAUCUGAUUAUCCAUAUUGCCAUUGCUCCUUUCACUGUGAUGCUGAGCCAUUCCAAUCGUCCCCACCCUUACCAGGUGAUCCUUUUGAUGAAUCAUCACUUUCAUCUCUUCCUCUUUCCGGUUCCGCUGCUUUUGAAAAUGAUCGGAGACUUAUUUUUGUCUCUUCUCUUCAUGAAUCAAUCUGCGGUUCUGAUGGACAAUAUUAUGAUAAUGAAUGUCAAAUGAAACGGGAAUCAUGUAACCAACAGAAAGAUAUUUCAAUUGUUGAUGAUAAAUUUUGUGAGCAACAAUCAACUUCCGUUUCCAGUCAGUUAAAUACUGAUGAUAAUAAAUUGUUAACCAAUUCUAAUGGAACUAAUCAUGAGACCAAAAUGAAGUGUGAAUCAAGUGAAUUUGGUUGUUGCCUUGAUGGACAAACACAAGCCCUUGGUUCUGAUUAUCUUGGUUGUCCAGAACGAUGUUUCUGUAAUCGUCGAGGUUCCAUUGGUUCUAAUUGUGAUCCGGUUACUCGACAAUGUCGAUGUAAACCAGGAAUUGGUGGCCUUAAAUGUAACCGAUGUGAGGCCGAUUUCUGGGGAUUACAUAUGGCCAAAGGUCAAGACGGAUGCUUACCUUGUAACUGUAAUAAAUUUGGUUCAGUUCGAAGUGAUUGUGAACAAACAACAGGUAAAUGUGUUUGUAUUCCCGGUAUCAAAGGUCCAAAGUGUGAUAUUUGCCCACAAGGAACAAUUCUUGGACUUCAUGGUUGUACUCAUGGUAAGUUUCCAUCUUUUAAGAUAACAGGGAAUCAUAUGAAUAGAUUGAACUUUUCUGUUCGAAAAAGUUACAAAAACAAACAAACAAGUUACAAAGAAAAUACUCAAUGAAUUGUUUACAUGGAAUAGUAAAGGUAAAUAUUAACAUGGAACAAUUUUUUUUCUCAUAUAUUUUGAAUUCUCAAUAAACUUUAAGAUAAGUAGCUUUGAUUAUUGUAUUGGUUUUACUACUUGAUCGAACCAUUGAUUCGUGAACUUGUUCACAUUUAAAUAUAUAUAUUUUUCCUUAUCGUUGUUUCAUCGUCAUCAUAAUCAUCUAACAUGAUGAUAAAAAUUUUCAUGUCAAUCCAAUUCUCGGAUCAGUUGAGUUGAUUUUAUAUAAUAUCCAUGAAUAGUAAAGUAAAUGUCAGAAUUUCCAAUCGAUGAUUAAGUUUCCUAAAGCGACAAUUACGAUUCUAUUCACGUUCGUCAGAGCUUCUAGAUGCAAUGGGAAUGGCGAAAUUGUGACUUUCACUCAAUGGUUAAUAUUAUGGAGUAAUAAUGAUAAUAAUAAUAAUUGGGAGAAAAGCUUUUCUCUUGAAAUAGGAAAUCAGAUGAAAUUAAGGUUGGAGUGUUGGGAAGUGGCAGUUGAGAUGAAAUUGUGAUGAUUUAAAUGGUUAAGCUUAUAAAUUGAUAACUUCCGUUUCCAUUCAUUUCCUUAUUAUCAUUGAGUUGAUUGUGAUAAUUGAUGAAAUCGAUGAAUAAUCCAAAAUGAUGGUGAUUAACUUUACAGCUUGAGUAUUAAUUGUAAAAUCAGUUUCCACUUGAAUUGAUUUUUUAAUCACUUUCAUUAAUCUAAUUAUCGUCAGUUUUGUCAUUCGCCAUCCCAGUUAAUUGUUAAACUUUUUGACAGCAUCAGUUCCGUUUCCUUGAUUUACCUUUUUCUCUUCUUGUUCCUUUUUUUUCAUCUAAUGUGUUUUUCCUUUGUUUUUCUUCAUCUAUCGAUUUAAAUUAUAUACAAUUAAAUGAACAAUUUUCUUUAAUCAAUUUUAAACCCAUCAUAACAGAAGCAUUUUAAAUGAAGUUAAUUAUUUUCUCAACAAUUAAGUUAAUCACUGAAUUGUUUUAACAGAAUAAUUUACCUUUUAAAGGAAAAGUUUAAAAAGAUAAACAAUGUUACUCUUUUUCUUUCAAUUUCUUUACUUUUUUUUACUUUUUUUUCCAAUGGAUUCAGGGUAAUUUCUUAUGAGAACUUCAAUGAACCAGAAUAGAAGUGUUUUCUUUUUUUUGUUUGGAAAACAAUCUACAAAUAAGAUUAGAAC
Molecule: messenger RNA, 3551 nt
Organism: Panonychus citri (citrus red mite)
Lineage: Eukaryota; Metazoa; Arthropoda; Arachnida; Trombidiformes; Tetranychidae
Product: agrin-like
Exons: 8
Coding region: 1-2361 (786 amino acids)
Biological process (GO): cell differentiation; multicellular organism development
Molecular function (GO): protein binding
Source: RefSeq, a predicted model, not a curated record